AUGAAUCCCUUCUCCUCCGGUACGCGUCUAAGGGACAUGAUACGGGCAAUACGGGCUUGCAAAACGGCGGCGGAGGAAAGAGCUGUUGUGAGAAAAGAAUGUGCUGCAAUUCGCACGUCGAUUAAUGAAAAUGAUCAAGAUUAUAGACACCGGAAUUUGGCAAAGCUUAUGUUUAUUCAUAUGCUUGGCUACCCAACACAUUUUGGUCAAAUGGAGUGCUUAAAGUUGAUUGCUUCCGCUGGAUUUCCUGAGAAGAGGAUCGGAUAUCUUGGGCUCAUGUUGCUUCUUGAUGAAAGACAAGAAUAUAUUGUGGGACUUGCACUUUGUGCUUUGGGCAAUAUUUGUUCAGCAGAAAUGGCUCGCGAUCUUGCACCAGAAGUGGAAAGAUUGCUGCAAUUUCGGGAUCCGAAUAUUCGGAAAAAAGCAGCAUUAUGCUCUAUACGGAUUAUUAAGAAAGUCCCAGAUCUGGCAGAAAAUUUCAUAAAUCCUGCUGCUGCCUUACUUAAAGAGAAGCAUCAUGGAGUCUUAAUAACGGGGAUUCAACUUUGUACAGAUCUAUGUAAAGUCAGUCCAGAAGCCCUCGAGUUUUAUAGAAAGAAACACACCGAAGGGUUGGUCCGAACAUUAAAGGAUGCUGUGAACAGUCCAUAUUUACCAGAAUAUGACAUUGCCGGUAUUGCAGACCCUUUUCUCCAUAUCAGAUUGCUUAAACUUUUGCGUGCGUUAGGCCAUGGGGAUGCUGAUACUAGUGAUGCUAUGAAUGACAUACUUGCACAGGUGGCAACAAAAACUGAGUCAAACAAAAAUGCUGGAAAUGCUAUUCUAUAUGAAUGUGUUGAAACUAUUAUGAGCAUUGAAGAUAAUGGCGGCUUACGAGCUAUUACUGUAGAUGCUCAAGCUGUACAAAGGCAUCGUGCAACAAUCUUGGAAUGUGUAAAGGAUUCAGAUGCUUCAAUCCGCAAAAGGGCCCUUGAACUUGUUUACCUUCUGGUGAAUGAGACCAAUGUAAAGGCUUUAACAAAAGAGCUAAUUGAUUAUCUGGAAGUAAGUGAUCAAGAAUUUAAAGGGGAUCUUACUGCCAAAAUUUGCUCCAUUGUUGAAAAGUUCUCCCCUGAGAAAAUUUGGUACAUUGAUCAGAUGCUCAAGGUUCUUACUGAGGCUGGAAACUUUGUAAAAGAUGAAGUAUGGCAUUCCCUUAUAGUUGUGAUAAGCAAUGCUUCUGACCUUCAUGGAUAUACAGUCAGGGCAUUAUACAAAGCUUUCCAAACAUCAGCUGAACAGGAAAGCCUUGUUCGUGUGGCAGUUUGGUGCAUUGGAGAAUAUGGUGACAUGUUGAUAAAAAAUGUCGGCAUGCUGGCCAUAGAGGAUCCCAUAACCGUUACAGAGUCUGACAUUGUGGAUGUUGUCGAGAUUGCUAUAAAGCGUCAUGCCUCAGACCUCACUACUAAAGCAAUGGCUUUGAUUGCUCUCUUAAAGCUUUCUUCCCGUUUUCCAUCUUGUUCUGCGAGGAUCAAGGAUGUAAUUGUUCAACAUAAAGGCAGCCUUGUGCUUGAAUUGCAGCAAAGAUCCCUUGAAUUUAAUUCCAUCAUUGAGAAGCAUCAGAAUAUAAGACCUGCUCUGGUUGAAAGGAUGCCAAUUUUGGAUGAGGCUACUUUCAGUUCAAGGAGGGCUGGUUCUUUGCCGGCAGCUGUUUCAACUUCUGGUGGGGCUUCCCUUAAUCUUCCAAAUGGAGUUGCCAAGCCCUCCGCAGCUCCUCUUGUAGAUUUACUUGAUCUUUCAGAUGAUCUUCCAGCAGCACCCAGCACUUCUGGUGGCGAUUUUCUUCAGGAUCUUCUAGGUGUUGAUUUGACACCAGCUCCAACACAGUCAGGCGCAGACCAGGUUCAAAAGGCUGGAACAGAUGUUCUACUGGAUCUUUUGUCAAUUGGAGCACCUCCUGUACAAAGCAGCUCAUCUACUACUCACAUUUUAUCACCCACUCAGAAUGAUAAAUCACCAAUAGCCACAUUAGAUGCUCUCUCAUCACCGUCUUCUCUUUCUGCACAAGCAACAACUUCUGCUAGUGCUGCACCAAUGAUGGAUUUCCUGGAUGGGUUUGGUCCCAGCCCAUCAAAGCCUGAGGAUAAUGGUUCAGUUUAUCCGCCAUUGGUUGCAUUUGAGAGCAGCUCCUUGAGAAUAACAUUCAACUUCUCAAAGCAACCGGGAAAUCUGCAAACAACCAUAGUCCAGGCGACUUUCACAAACUUGACACCUAAUGUGUUUACAGAUUUUAUAUUUCAAGCGGCAGUUCCAAAGUUUCUUCAACUGCACUUAGACCCAGCUAGCAGCAAUAUUCUACCUGCAAGUGGUAAUGGAUCCAUCAUGCAAAAUUUGAGGGUUACUAAUAGCCAACAUGGGAAGAAAUCCCUCGUGAUGCGCACUAGGAUAUCAUACAAGAUCAACAACAAAGAUACAUUGGAGGAAGGACAAAUCAACAAUUUCCCUCGGGAUUUGUGA
Messenger RNA from Dovyalis caffra, 2496 nucleotides. Lineage: Eukaryota; Viridiplantae; Streptophyta; Magnoliopsida; Malpighiales; Salicaceae. The record is from the annotation of a GenBank genome assembly.